AUGUUAGCCAGAUCUUUGAUAUCUAGGGCAUGCUUAUCGAAUUUGAGCAAGCCCAAUAUACUUGCGAUAAAAAGAGAUUUAUCCCACACAUUUUACGCUAAUGCUGCUCCUUUGAGAAGAUCAAGAUUUCAGCCAAUAAAAAAGGAGUCGGAAUCCGCAGCUGAAACUGCAACGGCGGCUGGUUCUAUUGAAGAGCUUCUAGAUACUAAAAUUGCAGAAAAGUUGAAUGAGGAAAAGGUGGUAGAAACUGCGAAAUCGAGUAAGAGUAAACAACAGCAUAAGCGGCCGCAAAAUAAGGACGUUAAGUCGGAGAAUGACCAACAAAAGCAGAAAGUCAAUGAUAAAAGGGCAGCUCAAGGUAGCAAAAAUUCUGAGCCUGAAAAUAUCCAGAAAAGAGACUACAAAAAUGAACAAAAGAGAAUCAAUUCAACACAAAAACCUGCCAAGGUUAGCAAGGUUAAAGUCAAAGCAAAAAAGAAAGCAGCUGAUAACCCGAAUUCACCGAAGUAUAAAUUAGAUAUACCAACAUUUUUGUCUGUUGCUAAUUUUGCCACCAUCUUGAAAGUUCGUGUGCCAGAGUUAAUCGAAAAACUAGAUGAUUUGGGCUUUGAAAACAUUACCAACGAGCAUAUUCUAGAUGCCGAAACCGCAGAACUAAUUGCCCAAGAAUAUGGCUUUGAAGUAAAUCGUGAUGAUAAUACUGGAGCUGAUCUUUUUCCCGCUUCUGAGACUACAGACUCAUCAAAACUUACUCCAAAAGCACCAGUUGUGACAAUUAUGGGGCAUGUUGACCACGGGAAAACUUCUAUUCUGGAUUAUUUAAGAAAGUCAUCCAUUGUCAAGGGAGAAUUUGGAGGAAUCACUCAACACAUCGGUGCCUUUGUGGUUCAGACACCUGUCAGUAAAAAGAAAAUUACAUUCCUCGAUACACCAGGGCAUGCAGCCUUUUUGAAAAUGCGAGAAAGAGGAGCAAAUAUGACGGAUAUUAUUGUAUUAGUUGUUGCAGCAGAAGACUCUGUUAAGCCGCAGACAGUUGAAGCGAUUAAACAUGCUAAAGGUUCUGGUGUUCCGAUAGUGAUUGCCAUCAAUAAAUGCGAUAAACCGGAAGCAAAUCCGGAUAAGGUUGUUGCUGAUCUUGCGUCCCAUGGAAUUGAUGUUGAAGAUUAUGGGGGAGAAACACCAGUUUGUAGGAUUUCCGCUAAAACGGGUCUUGGAAUGAAAGAGUUUGAAGAAACCAUUGUCACUGUUGCCGAACUACUGGAACUCAAGACAGAAGAAAGAGCCAAUGUUGAAGGCUGGGUUCUUGAGUCGCAAGUUAAAAAGGGACUGGGUAAUGUUGCCACUUUAUUAAUUAAGCGGGGGCAACUAAAACCAGGAUGUAUCCUUGUCAGUGGAACUACUUUUUGUAAAGUCAGGGUCAUGAAGGACGAACAUGGGAAACCUAUAAAGGUCGCCAAGCCAGCACAGCCUGUUGAAGUGUCAGGAUGGAAAGAAUUGCCGGAAGCAGGUGACUAUGCUAUUCAAGCCAAGGAUGAAAACUAUGCAAAGAAGGUUAUUAUUAAUAGAGAAAAGAGAAAGAGAAUGAUGGACGAAGCUUCACAGGUUGAAGAAAUGAACAAGCGGAGGAUUAAAUCUAUUGAGGACUCUAAGAAAAGUGAAAAAAUUCAGGAAUAUCAACUCCAGGGAUUUUCAUUAGAAGAAAUAAAAGAAUUAGAACCCGAUUUGUUUGACGAUGAAAGCAAUAAGAUCAAGUACGUUAAUUUUAUUAUUAAGGCUGAUGUUAGUGGUUCUGCAGAAGCUGUUCGUCAAAGCAUUGAAGGCCUUGGAAAUGAUGAGGUGAAAUCUCGAAUUAUAUUUGAAGAAGUUGGCGCUCCGACAGAAUCUGAUAUUGCUAGAGCAAAGGAUUCUGAUGCAGAGAUUUUGGUCUUCAAUACUAAGGUUCCGAAGGAUAUCUUGAACUCUGCCUCUAAAUCCAAAGUUGAGAUCAAAGAAUUCAAUGUUAUUUAUCAUUUGAUUGAACACGUCUUAAAGACCUUGACCUCAAAGCUAACGCCUAUCUAUGAAACAAAGGUUAUUUCCAAAGUAGCAAUCAAGCAGCUUUUUGAAAUAGGACUAAAGGGUAAGGAAACUAUGAUUAUUGCAGGCUCUCGAGUAAUUGAUGGUACAUUCAAAAAGAAUAGUCAGGUCAGGUUGGUCAGAAAUGGUGAAGUAAUUUAUACGGGUAAGGUUAAGCAAUUAAAAGUUGUCAAAAAUGAUGUUAACGAGGUAAAGAAUGGUGCGGACUGUGGUGUUUCUUUAGAAGGUGACCCGGAGAUGAAGGAAGGUGAUAUUAUUGAAGCAUUCGAACAGAUUCCAAUUCAAAGACACUUGUAG
This is a messenger RNA of Pichia kudriavzevii, 2373 nucleotides long. RefSeq lists its product as uncharacterized. Gene Ontology annotation, molecular function: translation initiation factor activity; GTPase activity; GTP binding. Bases 1 to 2373 code for a protein of 790 amino acids. Gene Ontology annotation, biological process: translational initiation. The transcript has a single exon. Lineage: Eukaryota; Fungi; Ascomycota; Pichiomycetes; Pichiales; Pichiaceae. The record is from RefSeq and is a predicted model, not a curated record.